Molecule: messenger RNA, 1753 nt
Organism: Athalia rosae (coleseed sawfly)
Lineage: Eukaryota; Metazoa; Arthropoda; Insecta; Hymenoptera; Athaliidae
Gene: Apime-ASTA
Product: allatostatins
Exons: 3
Coding region: 283-990 (235 amino acids)
Molecular function (GO): neuropeptide hormone activity
Source: RefSeq, a predicted model, not a curated record
GCGCCCUUCCCGUCACUUUCACGCCGACUGCAACGUGCGUGACCGGUGAUUGUGGUUGUGUUGAAGAAUCGUCGUAACGAGACUUGGUCGUCGUCUGAGAAACGUUGAACGGAAGAAUCGGUACAGAGAGAAAAACGGAAGAUCGAACGCUAAAGAAAGUAAAAAAGAACGAGAUACACGCUCGGGAGGAACGGAGAUACGGGGAAACGCAAGUGGAGGAGGAAAGAAGUGGAAGAAUAUUCCUGCGAGACGCGAAGCGGCGGGGAGAGAAAAAAAUAAAGGAUGAGGAGUUUGGCGUUGGCACUGGCCUGUUCGUGGCUACUGGGUUUCAUCCGUCCCUCCUUGACGAUGCAGGAAGCUCCGUCGUCGGCACCCCUUCAAUUGUCGUCUUCCGGAAACGUCGAACUCGAACCGGAGGUCGAUCCUGAGACCCUGCUGCAAGGAUUGGAAUUCCAGGGGAAUCCCGGUAAACGGGCUUACACCUACGUCUCGGAAUACAAGAGGCUCCCGAUAUACAACUUUGGUCUUGGAAAGCGGUGGAGUAUUAGCGGAGGCAGCAACACCGUCGACGAGGACAAGAGAGCGCGCCUCUACUCCUUUGGGCUUGGUAAACGCGCCAGGCCGUACAGCUUCGGACUUGGAAAACGUGCCGAUGAUUCCUCGGCGUCGACCUUAUCGUCUCCUUCCUCUUCGUCGUUUGGUUUUCGCGGACAACCGGACCUGGAGGAACUUUCGCGAGAUCCGUUGGAGGAUUAUCUGGAGAAACGUAGCCGUCAACUGUACAGUUUCGGGCUUGGAAAACGAAUGGCGGGCGAUGAAAGGGGCGAUUACGGUCAACGGUUCAAUUUCGGACUCGGUAAAAGACCCAGUGAGGAUUACGGCCACCGGUAUAAAUUUGGCCUGGGUAAACGACGGCUACUCGUUAACGAUAAUCGCAUUUCUCCUUCCGAUGACGAAGAAGAACAGCAAGAACCGGCUCUAGCGUCCUAGACCCCGUUUGAAAAAACAAUCACCCUUCUACCACCUUCACAUGUACCUUUUCCUAUUCCGUACGUAAAUAUAUACCCGAUGAAAUUUUUUCAUGCCAAUUUUCCCGAAACCCCGCAGCCUCCGGCUGGUGCGCAGCCGGUGCAUAUGCAGCGCAUAUAUAGGAUUAUUUUUCUCUCGUUGAUAUGUGUAAUUAUCCUUAAAAGUAUAGGAAACGGAACGAACAAUUUUCUGUAAAAGGAGAACAACUAUGCUGCAUAAUAUUAAAUAUUAUUCGUGGAAAAAGAGCUCGAAAUGAUUACAAGUCGAUAGAUAUAACAAGGUGUCCGAAAAUAAGGAUAUCGAAAGAGUAUAUAAAUGUAUAAAAAACGAAAAUGAAAGAUGUCUGAAAAGUUGGCUAGUAGGGGGCGGCAGGCAGCGGAUCGCGUAUCCAGAUUCCAACGGCUGACCCGGUAUAAGUAAUCCAAAUUUUAACGCAUAAGAUAGCUAAUGAAAUUAUUUAUUCGCGCAGUAGGUACCUGUUUAAUGAAUAAUUUACUCUGCUCUGCUGUCCUCUGCGCUGCAAUCUUAAUCGGAAAAUAAGAGACUAAAUUAUACAGUUUCUUUUUCUUCAUUCUACAACCGGAUAAGGUUUCAGCGAUCACGAAUAAUUACGAUCACUAAUUAUUAACCCAUUAAAUAAGUCAACAAUGUAUAACCUGUCUGUGAGUAAAAAGGAAAAAAAAAACAUUAUUAAUAACAAAUAAAUAAAGCGGCUAUCUGUAAA